Molecule: messenger RNA, 1785 nt
Organism: Austrofundulus limnaeus
Lineage: Eukaryota; Metazoa; Chordata; Actinopteri; Cyprinodontiformes; Rivulidae
Product: diacylglycerol kinase beta
Biological process (GO): phospholipase C-activating G protein-coupled receptor signaling pathway
Cellular component (GO): plasma membrane
Molecular function (GO): ATP-dependent diacylglycerol kinase activity
Source: RefSeq, a predicted model, not a curated record
AACAAAGAAUAAGCUGUGGUACUUUGAGUUUGGCACUUCAGAGACCUUUUCGGCCACGUGUAAGAAGCUCCAUGACUUCUUGGAGUUGGAGUGUGAUGGCGUUACUCUGGACCUUAGCAGCAUCUCUUUGGAAGGUAUUGCAGUUCUCAACAUUCCCAGCAUGCACGGGGGCUCCAACCUGUGGGGCGAGAGCAAGAAGAGGCGGGGUCAACGGAAAGGCGGCAAAAAGAGCCAAGAAAAACGGACGCCWGUGGUCGACCCCAAAGAGCUCAUGUUUGCGGUGCAAGAUCUGUCUGACCAGCUUCUGGAAGUGGUGGGACUGGAAGGAGCCAUGGAGAUGGGUCAGAUCUACACGGGUCUGAAGAGUGCAGGGAGACGCCUGGCUCAGUGCUCCUCUGUAACCAUCAGAACCACUAAAGCCCUCCCGAUGCAGAUUGAUGGUGAGCCCUGGAUGCAGACUCCCUGCACUAUUCAGAUCGUCCACAAGAACCAGGCCCCCAUGCUGAUGGGACCGCCACACUGUCGCAGCUUCUUCUCAUCAAUCCUCAGACGAACGCGCUCCGAAUGCAAAGACUGAACCGACCGUCACGUCACCGGACAUUUGUGUCUCGUCUCACACACACACACACACACACACAUUCACGCGCACACAAACACACACAGAGCAGCAGUGUGUGAAGCUGCCGCUGACUCGGCCCGGUCCAGACUUUAACGUGUGUUUUUGUAGCCCAGCGAACAGAACCACGCCGUAGAUUCAGUUUGCGUUGCCUGCAGCGUGACGACGGCGCUGAGAGGCCCUCRGUGGAUCCUGAACGGGCUGCGUUUCCAACAGCCAGGCAGUAGUUUAGCUCCAAAAAUAUUCCAGUUAUUUCUGGCAGAUCCACCUCUGAUCUAUUUUCUGUUAGUCUGUUUUUUUUUUUCUCACUGUUUUGCUCUGGUGCCAUGUGGAACAACCAAUGAUAUAUUUAUUUAUUUAUUUAUUUAUUCAUUUAUUUUUUUACUAUUUGUUCUUUGUUUUUCUGUAUUUGCAUAUUUGUGCUGCAUGAUGGACAGUGAAGGAGGCUGUUUAGAGUUUGCAGGUGAUAUUUUAGGUGUUUUAGUAAAAGGCGAUGUUUCUUUGCUUCAAAGCAGGAGAAUCGCUCGGUUUUUUAUUUUUAUUUUUUCCCUCUACUGCAAGUCAUCUGUGUUGGGUUUUUUGGUUGGCUGUGCUGCUUUUUCAGUGAUAAAAAAUAAGAACAAAAACAGGAAACGAUUAUUAAUUGUUCAUAAAAACAAAUAAAAAUGCAUGCCAGGCUUAGUUUUAUGUUGCACGGGAAAUUUCCAGACAGUUCAACAUUUAUGUGAACACUUGUUGCAUGAGUGACCAACUGAUUUAUUUAUGGAAAUACUUGGACCAACAUUUUCAGCUUCAACCAUAUGAGAUAGCCUCAUUUAUUGAAUAAGUUAUAGUAUUUUUAAAUUAGAAAUAGUAAAGAAGUUUAAAUAUUUUUAUGUAGUAAAGUACAAGGAUCAGAAAUUAAAAUCRAUCUGAAUUUAUUGGGUCAUUAUAAUCUGAAAAACUGACUCCACUUGAAUCAUUUUCAUGAUUCAGAGUCACCUGCUGAUGAUUCUUAUACACAGUACAGCUCUCAUUUUCCUUUUAUCUUAUUGUUUAAGCAAAUUUUUGAACACAACUAGUGGGAGAAGACAUUCAAGAGUUGCUGAAGCAUGGCUUUGUGGUCAUGAGUAUAUAACACUCACUAGUUCUCAAAUCCUUCUGUCAUCUGUGUUUUAGGAGCUGUAUUU